AUGGAGUCCGAGCGGGGUGCGGUCUACUGCACGCUCCUGUUGAGCGACCACUACCUGCCUGGGGCUAUGGUCCUGGCGCAUUCUCUGCGCGACAAUGGCACAAGAGCGAGAUUGAUCGCCCUCUUUACACCAGACCGAUUACAGGCAGCCACCAUCAAUGAGCUACGGACCGUUUACGAUGAGCUGAUCCCGGUGAUAUCCGUGGUCAACGACACACCCGCCAAUCUAUGGCUCAUGGACCGACCGGACUUGAUCGCCACAUUCACGAAAAUCGAGCUGUGGCGUCUCACGCAGUUCGACCGCGUCGUCUAUAUCGAUUGCGACGUAGUCGCCCUGCGAGCUCCCGAUGAGCUCCUGUCCCUGGAGGCGGACUUUGCUGCCGCACCAGAUGUGGGCUGGCCGGACUGUUUCAAUAGCGGAGUCAUGGUGUUACGGCCGAACAUGCAGGAUUACUAUGCUCUGAAGGCACUCGCCACGCGAGGCAUCAGCUUCGAUGGCGCGGACCAGGGCCUCCUCAAUAUGCAUUUUCGGGACUGGCAUCGGCUCAGCUUUACUUACAAUUGUACCCCGAGUGCCAACUACCAGUACAUCCCGGCAUACAAGCAUUUCCAGAGCACGAUUUCUCUCAUCCAUUUCAUUGGCUCGCAGAAGCCGUGGAACUUGCCGAGGCAGGUUGUACCGCUGGAAUCCCCUUACAAUCAGCUCCUGGGCAUGUGGUGGGCGAUUUAUGACAAACACUACCGUCCGCCGUUCGUCUCUAUUUCCCAGCCUAGUAGCGGUCUCCCACCAUCUCAGCCUCAAGCCUCUCAAGACGUCUCCACCGCUGAAUAUAUUCAAACGGUAGCUCCUAGUCAUCCAGAGUGGACUGCUUCCACGAGGGAAACCCAGAAAGCUUUCCAGGAGGAGCAGUGGCCCACACGCCACCAUAUUGAAUAUGCUAAAGAGAGCGCUCCGGAUAGUUACUUCCAAGAGGCAAUUCAGUCCCAAGAGGAAGCACCCGCGUUCUUUUCGGUACAUCACCAGACUGAGCAUCCCCCUUGGAAUGACCACAUGGAACACCAUGUGGAGAGUCAUCAUGACCACCCUCCAGCACCUCCUGCUGCCACGGCCUCAUAUUCGGAAAUGCCUGUACUGAGUGCAGUACCCCAGUAUGUGCGCGGAGAAGAGCACGUGUCGACAUAUGUCCCGCCUGUGUCUUAUGCCCCGAUGCCGGUGUUUGAAGCUCAGCCUCCUGCGAGCCUACCAGAGCCUCCUCAAGAACAUCAUGGCCCACAGUCCGCGGGUUUCGAGAGCCACAUCCACGAGCCAAAAUCCGCAGCACCAGAACUCUCACCGAAAGUCACUGAAACAUAUCAGCCGCCUCCAUCAGAGCCGGAGCCAGAGAUUCCAUCCUUCGAAGCACCAAAGGCGGAAUGGGAUGCCUCACGUGAGCCACCACCCUUGAAUUCUAAGCCCGAGGGUAUUAGCUUGCAGCAAAAGACCUAUACAAUGUCAGAAGACAUCAAUUUGUUCCAACCACCCCCAGCAUACCCCGAAGCCCCGAAAAACAUGUACUACCAAGUCCCCACGACAAAACCAGAACCGGAAAAGCUUACCCAGGUCUUCCCCUGGGAGAGCCGCGCCGCCAAGCCCACGCGUGUAUUUGCUCACGAGCAGCCCGCUCCUUCCCACUCGUCACCCGAGCAGGUUGGGUCAAUUCAGCCGACCAGCUCAAGUCCUCCCUGGGAAACAUCUUCACCGAAGACACAAGCGUACGAGCCAUCUGCGGACUCCUGGGAAACAUAUACCCGCUCCAAUGCCUGGGAUGAGGACCCAGAUAUCCAGCGUUACAUCGAGUCUAUCCAACAAGCUCGUCGCGCCAGAACACAGGUGAUCUCUGGAUCUAGCCACCAUCAGUCCUCCAGCAUCAGCACGGACACUAGCCAGCAAACAUUCUCUUCUGCCACUACGGCCACAACCGGGUACCCGCUGGGAGGACACCGACCCAGCAUCAAGUUGACGGACUUCCCCACCGAAGUCGAGCGUCCGAGUCUGCCUGUGACGCCGGCGCCCAUCCAUCGCCAACCAAGGGCUAGCACGGACGAAGACAACGAAGCCUUCGGAGCAACGGGCCUUCCUAUUGCCGAGGGCGUCCCGAACCAGGAGGACUGGAAUCCUCUGGCACGCCUCGAAGAGCUGUGCCGCCGGCAGUCCGAGGUUUUGGAGCAUCCAGCACGUUUAGUUAACCUGCUCUCUGCUCUGGCAAAUGCGCCAUCUUCCCAUCCUGGGCAGGAUACAACUUCUUUCACUUCUGCUAAUGACCGUGAUUCGUAA
This is a messenger RNA of Penicillium macrosclerotiorum, 2313 nucleotides long. RefSeq lists its product as uncharacterized. Gene Ontology annotation, molecular function: glycosyltransferase activity. The coding region runs from base 1 to 2313 and encodes 770 amino acids. Lineage: Eukaryota; Fungi; Ascomycota; Eurotiomycetes; Eurotiales; Aspergillaceae. The record is from RefSeq and is a predicted model, not a curated record. The transcript has 7 exons. Gene Ontology annotation, cellular component: cytoplasm.